UCCACACUUGUGCCCACCGCAAUCGGAAACUAAAACAUGGCGGCGUGGAGUGGAUUGUUCCGUGGCGCAGGCCAAAUUUUAGUUCGACAAAAGUUUGCAAAACCAAGUCAGCCUCUAAAUAAUGCGGUUACAAGAUUUAUGUCCGGUGAUGGACAUCACAGAAUUUUCCCACUGGCACCAACACGUUGGCAUUGGGAUAAAACAAAAGAUUUAUUACACUUUUAUGUUAUGAUUGGAGUUAUUCCUCUUUCGAUUGCAGUCUUUUGUAUAAAUAUUUUUAUUGGUCCUGCAACUCUUAUGGAAAUUCCAGAGGGUUAUACUCCAAAGCACUGGGAAUAUUAUCGGCACCCCAUAUCUAGAUGGCUGUCACGUUACGUAUUUCCAUCAGAUCAAAUGGAGUACGAAAAGUACAUGCAUUUCAUUUGGGCCGAACAGGAAGUUUCUAAACUGCGUGAACUCGAACAGCGGGUACUGGAUUUGAUGAGAGAACGAGUUGACUACCAGUACUAUUACUACGAGCCCUACACCAACGCUAAGUAUGUAAGAAGACAAGCCCAAGGUGAAAAAGAUGAAGCCGAACUUUACGCCGGUCACGUCGAUUAAAACCAAUCGCUCGUCUUUUUAUUAUCUGGGAUAUACCGUUUAGAAAUGAAUGUUUAUCAUAGAAAUAUAUAGUUCGAUUGGAUCAUUGUACAGUGUCAUACUUAAUAAAUUAUUUCAUAAGUAA
Messenger RNA from Microplitis demolitor, 727 nucleotides. RefSeq names its product NADH dehydrogenase [ubiquinone] 1 beta subcomplex subunit 5, mitochondrial (gene ND-SGDH). The record is from RefSeq and is a predicted model, not a curated record. Lineage: Eukaryota; Metazoa; Arthropoda; Insecta; Hymenoptera; Braconidae. The transcript has 3 exons. Bases 37 to 603 code for a protein of 188 amino acids.